This is a messenger RNA of Armigeres subalbatus, 2295 nucleotides long. RefSeq names its product organic cation transporter protein. The coding region runs from base 483 to 1991 and encodes 502 amino acids. Gene Ontology annotation, cellular component: membrane. Gene Ontology annotation, molecular function: transmembrane transporter activity. The record is from RefSeq and is a predicted model, not a curated record. Lineage: Eukaryota; Metazoa; Arthropoda; Insecta; Diptera; Culicidae. Gene Ontology annotation, biological process: transmembrane transport. The transcript is spliced from 4 exons.
GUGGUAAAGUUGGACACGAUCAAGUCGCGUGCACGUGAAAUCCAAUUUUGGUUCGAUCGCCGACUGAUCGUGACUAGCUUUCCAACGUACGGCGCGGCGGCAGCUGAAGAUAAAAUAGACCGUGAUCUCUUAAGAGUACCAAACUGCAUAUACAAAGCAGGGAUCGAACAUUAAGUUGCAUUGCAAUUUGAAGGCCGUUCGGAGGCACGUCUAGCGCGACGCACGCUGGUUUCUGGAUGGGAGUUGAAGUGCGAUAAGUGAGAGUACGGACCGAGUGGUUGGCGCAAUUCGCAAAACCUAUGUUGAUGUGCAGAGGUUGUUGCAUCCACAGCCGCGUGGAAGAAAAACCAAAAAGUUUCGCUGGUCUUUUGUGAUAGUUUGUUUGUGACUCGGAGAGUGUGCUGUUCCGGAAACCAGAUCAGAAGAAAAAUAAAAGCAAGAGCUGUGAUUAUCUGAAAUUGUGAUAAAUAUUUAGUUGGAAAAUGACCGCAACGGCGACGGCGACGAAAAAGGGCGACUCCAAAUGGAACCUGGACCCGAUUCAGAGGGCCAUGGGCCAGCUCGGCUGGUGGCACAUCUUGGUUUGCGCCGUGGUCUUUCCGCUGAAGUUCCCCGUGGCGUGGCACCAGAUGGGUAUCAUUUUCCUGGGGGCUGCCAUGAACUACACAUGUGCGUCGAACAGCAGCCUCGAUAAGUGCAGCAGCGAGUGCACCAGCUGGAAUUAUGACACCAGCGUGUUCAGCUCGACCAUCGUCAGCGAGUGGAAUCUGGUGUGCGAGAAGGCCAGUUUGGUGAACCUUUCGCAGACCAUCUUCAUGUUCGGUAUACUCGUCGGUGGCGUGGUGUUCGGGUCGUUGGCAGACAAGUUUGGAAGACGACCUCCUAUGGUGAUUGCUGUUAUAGUUCAGCUGAUUAGUGGAGUCGGAACCGCUUAUAUUCCGUGGUUCUGGGGAUUCGUAGUUUUACGAUUUAUUACGGCCGUCGCUACAGGAGGAACUAUGGUUACCAGUUUCGUUUUGGUGAUGGAGAUCAUUGGCCCGAAAUGGAGGGAGCUGUUCUCCGUCCUAUACCAGAUCCCGUUCAACCUGGGCCAUUUAACAUUGGCUGGUUUCGCGUACUUCCUCCGCGAUUGGCACCAUCUGCAGUUUGGUGUUUCGAUCUUCUCUGUUUUGCUGCUGUCCUACUACUGGCUGGUUCCGGAAUCGCCCCGAUAUCUGUUCACCUCAGGCAACACUGAACGGGCUGUAGAGGUGCUGGAAAAGGCCGCCAAACGCAACAAGCUCCCGACGGAACACAUUCGUGAAGAUGUGGAACAAUAUGCAAAAACAAAGACACAUGGAGGUGCGGCCAAAGGAAAUCUGCUGGAUCUGUUCCGUACCCCAAACAUGCGGGCUAAAUCGUUAUUCAUGUGCUUCAACUGGUUUGUGUGCGGGUUGGCUUUCUUCGGAGUGGCGCAGUACAUUGGCCACUCCGGUGGUGACAUUUACAUCAACGUAGCUAUCGGAGCAGCGCUGGAACUUCCAGGAACUCUCAUCUGCAUCUACAUGAUGAAAGCUUACGGCCGUAAAAAGACGUUGAUCACAUCGAAUACGCUGACCGGUUUGACAAUGCUGGCCAUCGCUUUUGUGCCCCCAUCUGUGACCUGGUUGAAUGUCGGCCUAGCGUCCAUCGGUCUCGUAGGAAUGAGCAUUUCUUUCCCGACUGUUUAUCUGUAUGCAGGAGAACUAUUUCCGACGGUAGUGCGAAAUGUUGGAAUUGGAACUGCGUCGAUGAUUGCUCGAAUUGGAUCAAUGAUUGCUCCCUUUGUCGCUGGAAUGGGUGUAAUUGCUCAUUGGUUGCCUCCGAUCAUAUUCGGAGUGAUUCCGCUUGUCGGUGCCUUUUUCGUAUUUUUCCUGCCCGAGACGCAAGGACACCCUCUGCCUGAAACGAUCGAGGAUGGUGAGAACUUCGGCAAACGGAAAUCGAAUGGCGUCGAAAAUGGAAAACAUUAGGAGGAUGAACCUCGCCAAUACAUACAUUUUUUUAAUUCCUAUUAGCAUAUAUGCCACAGAUUAGUGCAUUUGAUGCGAACCCAAAAGCCACUCUAUUUUAUGUGUAAAACCAGUUUUAUUAUAGUAAGUAAGCGAGCAUUAGAUGAUCUGAAAAUUGUGUAAGAAAUAUCACAAAUUCAUUCCGUGUAAUCUGCAAAGUGACGAUGACAACAUUUGAUCGGAUUUUGAAUCACCAAAAGCUGACCAGACAUGAUUGAUAUUGUUAUAUUAGUGUUCCGAUCGAAAUAAAAUAAAUAUUUUUUUA